UGCCAUGGGAGACGCGGCAGCGCUCGCGAUCAGCUCAAGUCAGAAACUCUCCGUUACAAUCACGGGAAAUCAGGAUGAUUGUACUAUUCAGACGGACGAUUUCACGAUUCAUGCGGAAUUAAGGAAGGCGAAGUCUGGGUUUCGACUUGCGCAGGUUUAAAGAUACAGAAACAUUCAACACGAUAGAUUUCAGAGUUCACACAGGACCUCAGUGAACUCAUCCAGAACUCAUCCAGUCAUUAUACACGCUCUUAUUAAUGCAUUAGGCCCGACGAUAUUUCAUGCUCCCUGGAGAACACGCGCCGAAGGAGCUCCGCUUACUCCACAGGAGGAACAUCUCAACACGCUCCGAUGAGGAUUUCAGCUCUUCAGGAACAUUAAUAUUCACCCGAGCAUCUGAAUGUUUACUCAUCACCGUAUCCAGCAUGGCUGACGCCCGGAUUAAACGGCCAGUGGAACAACUCCAGGAAUUAUCGUCGCUGUGCUUGGGUUUGUCAUGGAGUAGCAGGAAGUGAGAUGGAAUUUCCUCCAUAUAAUCACAGCGAGAUGAUCUCCACGUCAGACGUCUGCUGAAGAGUUUCAUAUGGCGGAGGGCUGUGGUGGUGUUUUCUAGUAUAUUCCGGAUCGCUGCAGAUAUGCUCCAGACCAAUAACUACUCGCUGGUGCUGCUGAUCCAGCUGGCGCUGCUGACCUUUGACCUGUUCGUCAACUCCUUCAGUGAACUGCUGCGGGCCGCGCCGGUCAUACAGCUCGUGCUCUUCAUAAUCCAGGACAUCGGCAUCCUGUUUAACGUGCUCAUCAUUCUUCUCAUGAUGUUCAACACAUACGUGUUCCAGGUGGGGCUGGUGUCGCUGUUACUGGAGCGGUUCCGAGCGCUGCUGAUACUGUCUGCACUCUACCUGACUCUCAGCAUCUGCUUUCACUGCUGGGUCAUGAACCUGAGGUGGAUGGAGUCCAAUCGUUUCGUGUGGACGGACGGGCUGCAGGUUCUCUUUGUGUUCCAGAGACUGGCUGCUGUGUUGUAUUACUACUUCUACAAACGCACAACCGAGUAUCUGGGAGACCCCAGACUUUACGAAGAUUCCCCGUGGCUCCGUGAUGCAUUUGCUAGAGCGCGACAGUGAAACGAGACGCCUGGAAACAAACCCAAAAUGGUGCACGGGGGACGUUAACGUUGUGCAAUACAACACACAACCAAAGCAUUUCAAGAAACAAAACGGAUGGACUCAUUCAGAGCCCCGCCACCUUAAAACAAACUUCUGAAUUGUAGGAAAGAGCCAAGAUGGCUUCCAUGGGGCACACUGGCGACUGGAGAGAUCUCAUUUUGUGUUUUUAAUGACUGAGAAACGCAACGAGAAGUAAAGCAUCAUGAAACCCGACGUCUGAAUGUCUCAAAACGCAUCUUAGUACAAUAGUACAAAUGAUCUUACUGCCCGCACCAGGUGUAAAGCUACAAUUAUCAUAAAUUGCUUCUUACAUGUUGGUUGCGUAGACAUCUUGUUGUGUAAUGUAGUACGUACUAAAAUGUCUUUUUAAAAAUGGUUUUGGAUCAUUGCUUGAGCAGAGUUUGAUCGUACAGUCGAACUACGAGAGAUUUCGUUCACUUCGGUUUGCCUUUGAAACGACGAGUGGAAUUUGGUCUCAAGGAACUGUGUGAAUUUUUUAAAACAUUUUGUUUGUAAUGUUUUCAUAAACAUCCUCCAAAUGACACACGUUCGGUACAUUUUCAGUAAAUUGUCGACGGAGCAUCAACAAAGUGCCUCGCUGUUCACCCAACACUACACAAAGUGAGUAAACAGCAGAGCGUCAGUGCACUUGUUAUGCCGAAAUCGAGAUCGCAUUUUUCUCUCAUUUAUGUUGUACUAAUAAUGCUGAUGCUUUAUUUCUCCUAUUUAUCGCAAACAUAAGUGUUCUUUAAGAAAUAGUUCAACCAAAAAUGAAAAUGUACUCACCGACCCAAGAUGUAGACGAGUUUGUAUCUUCAUCAGAACAGAUUUGAGUGUGGAAACGGUCCAAACAACUGAUAAAAACAAUACACACGACACUUGUGAAGCGAAGAGCUGCGUGUUUGUUUGAAACAAAUCUAUGAUUAUGGGUGUUUUAACGUUAAACCGUAGCUUCCAGCUAAAAUAGUCCUCAAUCCAUAAUAUCGCUUUCUUAAAGGGGUUCUAUUAUGCUCUUUUACAAAGUCUUGAUUUUGUUUUAGGGGUGUACUAGAA
Messenger RNA from Sinocyclocheilus grahami, 2219 nucleotides. RefSeq names its product transmembrane protein 138 (gene tmem138). Gene Ontology annotation, cellular component: cilium. The coding region runs from base 636 to 1124 and encodes 162 amino acids. The record is from RefSeq and is a predicted model, not a curated record. The transcript has 7 exons. Lineage: Eukaryota; Metazoa; Chordata; Actinopteri; Cypriniformes; Cyprinidae.